UCUAGUCACUAACAUGGCCGUCACCAGGGAGUGAGUCCAAGGAUUUUGAGACGAAUAUUAUUUGAUUCUGCUUAAACACUCUUGAUGAUUGACGAUGACACUUGCGGGUCGUUGAUGUUGCAGCUCGAUAACAUCCCUUUGAAUGUAAGAAGAGAGAAGCCACACCCAUUCAUUGAUUCCAGUUCCCUGGGCACGACUACAGCCCUGACAUCCGUCCCUCAGACUGGCAGUGCCCGCAGGUGCAGCGUCUUGGAGCUGGGGGCCACAGUUGCCUUCCUCUGCCAACCGGACUGGGAUCGGGACAAGUGUGGACCGUAACUACCAGCUCUGGGCAUCUCGACAGAGUAUGGUGAGAGACGGCGGCUGCCAUGGAGCUACAGGAUAAGAAACAGGAGGAGGAGGCGACUCCACUGGGACUGUCCACGGCUCAGGCUCUGUGCACCCUACGGGACCAGCUGUCCAACUUACUGGGACAACACCAGAAUUCCAGCCGGCGUAGAUCCACCAUACAGGAGCUGUGGGUUAAGAGCUUCCUACAUCAUGACAGCCAGCAUUCGUGCUUCCAUUGGCCAGGAGCUGUUCUCACUCUGGUUGUGGUUGUUGGGCUGUUGUGUUGUCAUGGCAGUCAGCCAGCGGGCAGUCAAGGCAUAGAGUUGGUGAACGCGGGCGCACUCUUCCUCCUACUGCUGCUGAACCUCUUCCUCAUCGGGCGGCAGCAGAGAUUACGGAUGAGUGAGAUGGUGCGGAGGCUCAAGUCCAUCAUCUCACAGCUGAACGAUUAUUUGGAGAGAAGUGCAGGACAUCCAAUCAGAUGGGCCCCCUCUUUGUAUCCUGACCUCUACACCCCCACUUCCCCUUCCUGGUCACUGCAUUGGACAUUCAGAGGCGAGCAGCUGGUUAAUCUACCUGUCAGUCUUCUGGUGGAAGGUGAUGUCAUCGCUCUUAGACCGGGCCAGGAAGCCUUUGCAUCUCUCAGAGGCAUCAACGACGACGAACACAUCGUGCUGGAGCCAGGAGACCUUUUUCCGCCGCUCUCUCCUCCUCCCUCCCCACGCGGGAAUGAGCGGAGGGGCCCACACAGACCCCAGCAGUACCGCCUCUUCAGGGUGGUGCGCACACCUAUACUCGACAGUGUCAGGAACAGUCUUGACCUGGCUCUCUCCCGUCCAGUCACAGCCCUUGAUAAUGAACGGUUCUCAGUGCAGUCCAUCAUUGCCAAAUUCGCCUGUCCUGCUGUAUUGGUGGCCUUUUUCUCUAUUAACACGAUCCGGUUCUUCUGUGACACUCCUGGUCUCACCCCUGGACCCUUCAACUUCCUUCAGUUGCAGAUGAUGGCUGUAUUGCCCAUUUUACCUCUUCUGUUUCCUGUGAUGUGGAUUCUGGUGAAUGCAUACGGAGAGGCCCGCGUGUUAGCCGAGUCUAGCCGUAACUCUCCCACCGGCCUGCUUGCUAAGUUCUCAGAGGACACUCUAAGCAGCUACACGGAAGUGGUGUCCUCCCAGGAGAUGCUUCGCUGUGUGUGGAGACACCUGGUCAGUGUGUUGAAGGGAGAGUCCCAGACCCUCUCUUAUACCUCCAGUCUGCUGCACUCGUUGGGUUCAGUCACUGUGCUGUGCUGUGUGGAUAAGCAGGGCAUUCUGUCCUGGCCCAACCCCAGUCCCGAGACCGUGCUGUUCUUCAGCGGACGAGUAGAACCUCCUCAUGACAGCCAGGAUGACCUCAGAGACGACCUUUCAGUCAACUCCCUCUGCAGGACAGAGGACGAGGAGGAACAAGACGAGCCUCAGGAAGGCGAAGCACUGCUGUGUUUACCAGCGUUUGAACCCUCCCUUCACAUGGCGGAGCAGGAACCCAGCGAGACAUCACAUGACACCGCCCGCUCCUCAGAUACCCAGCGCCAGCGUCAAGGACCCCAAACCACCCGUUCCAAACACCCAUCAGGCUCCAACGUCAGUUUCAGCCAUGACACUGAGGGUGGUGAUGGCAACGUUGCUCAGCCAUGCGGUGUGGGUGAUGAUCUGUGUGAAGCAGAAGAUUUUGUGUGCGACUAUCAUCUGGAGAUGUUGAGUCUGUCCCAGGAUCAGCAGAACCCUGUCAGCAUCCAGUUUGAUGAUUCCGGUUGGCAGAAUCACCUGCCCUCUUUGAAGCCUCUGGGCUUGAACAUCCUUUUGAACCUGUGCAAUGCCACCGUCACCCAGCAGCUCUGCAGAUUUUCAGACCACUUGUCAAACAUGGCGCUGCAGGAAUGCCACGGGGUGGUUCUACCAGUUCAUGUUCCCUGGGGCCUCUGUGAACUAUCUCGCCUUAUAGGUUUCACUCCAGGAGCGAGGGAACUCUUUAAGCGUGAGAAUCAUCUGGCUCUGUAUCAGCUUCCUUCCGGAGAGAAGGCCAAAGAAUCUGCACCCAGGCGCCUCCAUCACUUCACCAAACGCCAGCCCCCCAUCAGUCACCUCAUCAGUCUGUUUGUCAGGGACAGCACUACCAAUAAUGUACAGAUGCUUUCCCACGGCUCGGCCGACCUCAUCCUGGAAGCCUGCACGGAUUUCUGGGAUGGGGCGGACAUCUAUCCGCUGUCUGGCUCGGAUAGGUCAGAGACACCAAUUGAAAAACACUACAAAACUCAUAGCAAAUAUCAAAUUUUUUUUGCAUUCGCCUAUAAGCCUAUGCAGGUGGCAUUGUCUGGACAGCUCAAUGGAAAAUGUGUGGAGCUGGCUCCAGGCCCCACGCUCUUUUCUGGGGUGGAGCUUCCCAGUACCACCCCCAUCAAACACGGCAGCCGCAGGAACAGCUGGAGCUCUGAUGAGGGUAUUGGAGAAGGUUUGGAGAAGGAGGACUGUGUGCAGGCUCUGAGUGGCCAGAUCUUCAUGGGAAUGGUGUCGUCCCAGUUCCAGGCCCGACUGGACACUGUACGGCUCAUUGAGAACCUGGUGGGAGCCUGUAUCCGCUUUGUGUACUUCUCCAUGGAGGACGAGCUGCGUAGCAAAGUGUUUGCAGAGAAGAUGGGUUUGGAGACGGGCUGGAACUGUCACAUCUCUCUGACCCCAAACGGAGAUGGUCACUGCGAUGGUGCUCCGUCCAGCCCAAGCCAAGCAGGAUCUCUACAUGAUGACCUUCUUCACGAUUCUCGUGAUGAUGCAGAGGGCCCACUACUGCCUGAGGACCAAUCAGAUCUUGCCAGCUUCCAGCCUACUGACAGUGAUGUGCCCAGUUUCUUAGAAGACUGCAACAGAGCCAAACUGCCUCGUGGCAUUCAUCAGGUUCGCCCACAUUUGAAGAACAUAGACAAUGUGCCUCUACUGGUGCCCCUGUUCACAGACUGCACCCCAGAAACAAUGUGUGAAAUGAUGAAGAUCAUGCAGGAGAACAGAGAGGUGACGUGCUGUUUGGGGAGCUCUGCAAACUUUCAUAAUAGCUGCCUUUUUCUGCAGAGUGACAUCAGUAUCUCCCUGGAUCCUCUGUACCCGUCCCGGUGCUCAUGGGAGACAUUUGGGUAUGCUGCGGGCUGCGGGCUGAAUGGAGACUGUGAUGAGCUGUCUCCACUGGGGCUCAGUGCUAGUCUCAACAGCCUCGCCUGCUCCAUGUCCUUCCAUCAGGGCGAGAGUGUCAGCAUGGUCAAACUCAUAGAACAGGCGAGACAUACCACUUACGGCAUUCGCAAGUGCUUCCUCUUCCUACUGCAGUGUCAACUGACACUGGUCAUGAUUCAGUUCCUGGCCUGCCUUAUUCAGCUGCCUCCUCCCAUGAAUAUCACAGACAUACUGUGGCUUUCCUGCUUCUGUUACCCACUGCUAAGCGUGUCCUUCCUGGGAAAACCUCCUGACGGUUCAGUGAUGACAGUCGCUACUGGAAAGAAUCUGGACUCCAUACCACGCAAGACUCAACACUACUUCCUGGGCUGGUUCCUGUUGAAGUUCGGUCUGACGAUGUUGGCCUACUUAGUCGGCUUUGGGUUUUCUCUACAGGAAGUGUGUUCUAGAGCAGCUAACCUCACAAAAAUUGAUAACAGCACCAUCACCUGCUCUCACAUACUCGUAUCCAGCUCCCAGGAUGGCCCGCAGUGGUUUGGUGAAUUGUCCAAUGGGCUGCUUUUGAUUCAGAAGAUCAUGGCAGGUUUUCUGGCUUUGCACACAGUGGUCAUCUCUCUGAGCUAUGUGCACCGUUCACAACCCCUGUGGAGGAGGAACCCCUUCAGUAACACAUGGUGGUGUCUCGCAGUGCCUGUGGUGUUGUUGGGACAGGUGGUUCAGGCUGUGAUAGAUUAUCAGUUGUGGCAGGACAGGAGUACAGAGGUGGUCUUCACGCUACAUCACAUUCCCCACUUGGUCUGGCUGUUGGUCUCUCUGUCCAUCGUACUUGUGGUGCUAAUCAAUGAAGCAGUAAAACUGCAUGAAAUCAGGGUACGAGUGCGUUACCAGAAGAGGCAGAAGCUUCAGUUUGAGACUAAGCUGGGGAUGAACUCUCCCUUCUGACCUGUGUCUGUACCGGACACUUAAACGUCAUGUUCAUUUCAGUGGUGGAGAAGAUGAAGACUCCUUUGGAUUUCCUCCCAACAGAGUGCUUCCUGCAACACCUCCACUGGGCGGAACUCUAUUUCUCCCAUGAAUGCCACUGAGGGCUGCGUUUUUAAUCAGUGAGAUCCUAAACUAUCUUUUGAUUUAGGCUUUACUCAAAGUAAAGAUUUCAUCUGUGUUGUUUGAGGGAUGUUCACCUGCAUGCUGCUUUGGUUUGGACAGGGUCAUUUAAUGGAGGGAUUGUUUUUCAAUGAGGCCAUUUCUUUAUCCCCUUCAAAACCUGAAACUGUAAUGCACGAUAUAGAGAAUAUAUACCAAAAUGUACAAUGGAGGGCUAAAUUAGCAUGAUUUUUUUAUUAGAUGUUGUGAAAUGGGGAUUUUAUUGAUUUCCUUUGUUUCAAACACGAGACGUGAGCUCAUGAGAUGAGCUUUUGCUGUAGGUUCUCUGUGUUCGUAUUUUAGCCGUAUGGUUCUUUGUCACACUGCUGAGAGGUUUCAUGCAGUUCAUUUAGUACGUCAUAAGAGCUUGUUGAAGCCUGUUUUAACAGGUUAUAAUGUGAAUGUCAUCACCACAACUUACCUCAUAUUCAGAGGGGAAAUAUUUCAUUCUGUUUUCUUUUGUGAUCAAGUGAAUUCAUUUACAAGAAUGAUCAGCUAGAGGAACUUAGCUGAGAAGCUUAGCUUCCAAAAUCAAAUGCAGUCAGUGGGAGACUGUGCGCAAACUCAUUUACUAGCUUGCCUAGAAUCAGACAGGCUUUAAAUUUCAUUUUCUCUUACAAAUCAAUAUCAGAUGAAAUGCAUGAGUAGCUGGAAUCUUUUUUUAGUCUUCUUUUAAACUCUAUUUUUACUGCAAAGUUCUUAAGUUCAAUCAAAACAAAGACUUUUUAACCAGGCAAAGCAAUAGCUUUCCAGCUGAAGGAAGAAUGUUCCAACUUGUUCUAAUUCUGUCUACAGUUUUUUUUCACAUACGUGAUUGUCAGACAGAAUGCACUGAUUACUUUUUCUUUCUUUUUUUUUUUUUUUUGCUGCAUACAUUUGCAUGCAAGACAACACUUGCCUGGUUUCUCACCGCACAUUUUUUCAAGAGAAUUAUUUCCGAUGUUCUGUAAUGAAUAUAUCUAACUCUGGAUGGGGUGGGCUUAUUUAAAAACAAAAAUUUUUGUAAUUAUUAGUAAUUAUUUUUUUCACCCCCAUCCAGAGAAUUCAGUGUUUACUGGUAAAAAGGGAUAUUGAACUUUUAUUCUGUUCUACCUCUAGCUGAUUGCUAAUAUAAUUUAGGCAACGUCAUGAUUUUAAUAGGUUUUAUUAUUUUUUUUUAAUUUAUCUCGUUGGGCUGCAGCUAUGGAGUAUAAGGGGCUCAAUUACAGUGUCACCAGAUGUGCUUAUUUAAAAAUGCAUUCAAAUGUAUUUUCUGACAGUGACCAGCUAAUCUCCAAAUUACCAGCAUUUAUUUUUUCCAAUAGUAGUGCAAAUCACUAACAUAUAGCCUGAAACCUCUGAGUGACCUCCCCUAGACUUAAUAAAAGGAGAAUUUAAAGGGAUAGUCCACCCAAAAAUGGAAAUAGUCAUCAACACACCCUCAUGUUGUUCCAAACCUGUUAGACUUUAUUUCAUCUGCAGAACAUAAGAGGAGAUAUUUAGUAGAAUGUGUUAAUUGUUUGUAUCCAUACAGUGAAGGUCAUGUUUCGAAUGAUAUGAGGGUGAAUAAAUCAGUUUGACUUUUAAUUUUUAGGUGAACUGUCCCUUUAAGUUGCUGCUAGACCUGUAUAAUGUGGUCGAUUUUAAAAAUGAUUGUGUACAGGCAUCAUGGGACCUCUAGAACCUAUACUCAAGAACCCAGUUAGUAUUUUCUAAAGAACCUGUCUUUCCAAUAAUCCACUACCGAUCCCAUGUAAUAAACUGCAAGAUGUCUUAAUUUAUUGAUUUCCUGCCUUUUUGUUCCUGUCACACUGUUAUACUCAAGUUUAAAUCACAAAUACAUACUGUAAUUUCUAAUCUAAUGUUGAUAUUUAUUUUGAAAUUAUUACAUAUGUCUGUACAUCUUAACAGCAAAUGAUUGCAACCUAGCAGCCUUUUCCAUAAUGCAUCGAGAGAUUGUUAUAGGCACUGAAUGUUCAUAAGUGUACAUAGUGCAUUUUUGCAAUGCAUGUUACAUGCUUUCUUCUACUUUUCCUGCUCAUUCAACAGGAAGGUGGGUCUUACGAUGUGUUUAGAGGUUAUACUGCCCCAUUACAUAACUGUUGCUGUGGUUCGAUGUUAUCGUUCAGAAUCACUGCUGUGUAACUAAGCCGCCCAAAUACAGACAUAAUGGAGAAAUCAAAAAGUAAAUAAAGUAGUUAAUUUUUAAUUGGUGCUAAAUCAGUGGUAUAAAUAUGUACAAUUAAGAAAAUUGUAAAAUAGCCUAUCAGUAUAGGGCGAAAUUAAUUUUUUAUAAGCACUGAUCUUCUGUUAUGCACAAAUGGUAGUAACAGGAAAAAUGUUUUGGGAGCUGUGUUUUUUGUACAGUAAUUAUUUGGUAAUUAUUUUUGAAAUCUUCUCUCUUCCCUUAUUUCCUGAUGUAUGCAUGAUAAAGACCAUAAGAAUGCAAGGUUUUCUUGAUUUACUCAUCUGCUGAACAUUGAAUAUGUUUCAUGCAUGGAUUAAAAUGUUGCUGAUGUUUUUCCAUCAGUCAGAAAAUCUGUCAUCUUUAAGCCAGGAGUGUGAAUCAGGCCCUUUUAGGGGGCUGUGCAGAACCUCUCUGCAAAAUACAUGCCCGGGCUACAACCUAGAUUGACCCAAUAUAUGUGCUAUUUAUGAAUGUUCAUAAGAUUUAUAAAUGUUGUACAGUUUGUAUUUUUUUAUGAUGUCUUUAACAUUGAUUUCUCCCCUUCCCCAGAGAUUAUUUGUGGCCAAUGUUAUGUUAAUAAAUAUGUUCAUU
Molecule: messenger RNA, 7428 nt
Organism: Sinocyclocheilus anshuiensis
Lineage: Eukaryota; Metazoa; Chordata; Actinopteri; Cypriniformes; Cyprinidae
Product: transmembrane protein 94-like
Exons: 32
Coding region: 369-4469 (1366 amino acids)
Source: RefSeq, a predicted model, not a curated record